Molecule: messenger RNA, 1638 nt
Organism: Lynx canadensis (Canada lynx)
Lineage: Eukaryota; Metazoa; Chordata; Mammalia; Carnivora; Felidae
Gene: TMEM267
Product: transmembrane protein 267
Exons: 3
Coding region: 236-883 (215 amino acids)
Source: RefSeq, a predicted model, not a curated record
AGGAGCGGCCGACCCGCAAAGCCGCGUGGUGUCACCGUCUCCUGAAAAACUCUCCGACGCCCAACUUGAAAGACAUUUCUCUACCUCUUCGGGACCCAAGACGGCCUGUGGCUCCUGGCUCAAGCGUCUAAGCGUAUGGCCUGUGCCUCCGACAUUCGGGUGACUGGGGAAUGUAAACAAGAAUAAGCUGUUUGUCUCCUGAUGGCUUUUGCUGUAUACUGACGUAUUAUUUGUGAUGGCAUCUGAGGCUGAGAAGACCCAUGCUUUACUCCAGUCUUGUAGCACUGAAUCUCUUUUUUCCAGCCUCGGUCUGGGAAUAUUUUGCCUAGUAGCUGACAGACUUCUUCAGUUUUCAAUCAUUCAGCAAAAUGACUGGCUUCGAGCCCUCUCAGAUAAUGCAGUGCAUUGCGUGAUUGGCAUGUGGUUGUGGGCAAUUGUCAUUGGAGUCAAGAAGACAACUGACUUUGGAGAAAUCAUUUUAGCUGGAUUUUUAGCCUCUGUUAUUGAUGUAGACCACUUUUUUCUAGCUGGAUCUUUAUCUUUAAAGGCUGCUUUGACUCUUCCACGAAGACCUUUUCUUCACUGUUCUACCGUGAUACCUGUCGUGGCUCUGACCUUGAAGUUUACUAUGCACCUCUUCAAGCUCAAAGACUCAUGGUGCUUUCUCCCCUGGAUGUUAUUUAUAUCCUGGACCUCACAUCAUAUCCGAGAUGGAAUUCGUCACGGCUUGUGGAUAUGCCCAUUUGGAAAAACUUCUCCUUUGCCAUUCUGGCUUUAUGUCAUAAUCACAUCCUCUUUACCUCAUAUCUGUUCAUUUGUUAUGUAUUUAACAGGGACCAGGCAAAUGAUGUCUGCAAAACAUGGAAUUCAGAUUGACGUCUGAAGUAACUGUAUGCCACUCUGAGAGAAGGAAAUGGUUCAGACGAUAAUUAAGGGUAGCUGACAUUAUAAAUUAAAAAAUAUAUAUUAAUUAUUAUAAUUCCUGAAUCCUCUUGCUCAGGAGGCAUGCACCCUUUUUUAAAUAUAUAUAUAUAUAUAUAUAUAUAUAUAUAUAUAUUUGUUAUAAUUUUACUUCUCUCUUCUAUAAUACACUAGUACAAUAUUAGAGUUUCAUUUAUUCCAUGACAUAUUUUUAUUGUGUCUUCUGUUUAUCUGGCUUUACCAAUAGCUCUAGUAGACUAACAUCCAGUUACAUUUUCUGGAGGUAUACAUUUAAGGCAGUCCACUUCAGGAUGAAAAACAGAUCAAAUUGUAGGGUGCCUAAUUUGAAGGCAUUUGUGUCCACAUUUUCCUGAGAUACUGAAACAGUGAAAGAGCCAGAAUAAAUGAGAUCCUGAAUAAGACGUAUGGUGACCACUAAGAUUUCUUCAUUUUCCUCUAUGUUGAACCUGAGUGAAGUUUGAUUUGCCAGGUACUUUAGUGAGUUGUGAUUACUGGUGGAAUCUGUGCCAGUACACUUGUAAGAAAUCAUCAUAUUCAUAAAAGAUAGUAACUAAUAUUAGAUCUAGAUUAUUGUUUCAGGAAUCACUUUAGGAAAUAAUUAUUGUAAUGUGUUGCCUGUAGUAACAUUACUCAAGUAUUAUUUUUUUUAAAGUUCAUCUAUUUAUUCUGAGAGAGAGAGUGUGUUCAUGAAUGGGG